UCCCCUCCCCCUCUCUCUCUCUCUCUCUCUCUCUCUCUUUGAAGAAGUAAAAGCCAUGGAAGCUUGACCUUCAACCCUCUCUCCAUAGGAGCAGAAUCAGACUUAGACGCUCCCCCCUCGGUGUCUGAUUCUGCCUCCUCCUCCUCCUCCAUGGCUCCUCUCUCCACCGCCGCCGUCGCCGACGACGACCCGGCCAAGGAGGCGGUCGUUGAGCAGGACCCGUAUUUGCCAAGACGGCGUCGUGGUCUCUUUCUCAGCGGUCGUUCCUGCUCCCCCUCCUGGCCCACCUCCUCCUCCGCCAUUUUCUUGUUCCUCCUCUCUCUUCAGCCCACCACCACCUUCGGCACCGACACCCCCGAAGCGCCGUCAAGAAACGAAGCCCACUUCGACCCGCGAGUCGCUGCCCCUCUCAUCGCCGUCUUCUCUCUCCUCGGCCUGGGCCUCGCGAUGGGCGUCCUCAAGCUCCUCCAUCUCUGGCUCCGCCGCAGAUCCAACGGAGCCGUCGUCGUCGGCGCCGAAGAUCAAGAACGCGGCGACGUUGGGAACGGUGUCGUUGGGAAGAGCGGGGCUGGCAAAGGCGACGGCGGAGAUGGGUGCUGCGCGAGGAGGUACAGGUGGGAGGAGCUGCAGGGGAUGACGACGGAGUUCUCGCGGGCGAUCGGAUCCGGCGGGUUCAGCACCGUCUACUUGGCCACCUUGGACGGCUCCUCCGAGUCUGGCCUCGCGGCGGUCAAGGUCCAGUGCGGCGGUGGCGAGCGGCUGAGCUUGGCGUUCAAGCAGGAGCUGGAGAUUCUGCUCCGCGUCCGCCAUGAGAACAUCGUGAGGCUUCUCGGAUACUGCGACGACAGAGAUGAAGGAGCACUGGUGUUUGAAUACAUCCCCAAUGGAAAUCUCCAAGAGAAGCUUCACGGCAACCAUCUACAGAGAGGCACCGUCCUCCCUUGGAGCCACCGGGUGUUGAUGGCCUUCCAACUCGCACAGGCGAUUGAGCACCUGCACGAGAAAUGCGCGCUCCAAAUCGUUCACGGCGAUGUCAAGUCGUCCAAUGUGUUGCUCGACGAGGACCUCAAUUGCAAGCUCUGUGACUUCGGGUCCGCGAAGAUGGGGUUCUCGUCUUUAAUCCUGCCGCCUUCCUCCUCGUCCUCCCCACGGGCGAAGCAGAUCAUGAUGGGAUCCCCCGGGUACACGGACCCUCACUACCUCAGGACAGGGAUCGCGUCGAAGAAGAACGACAUCUAUAGCUACGGGGUCGUAGUCCUCGAGCUGGUCACAGGGAUCGAGGCCUUCUGUGAGGAGAGAGGGCUUUUGCUGACGUCAAUGGCCACGACUUUGCUUCAGGAAGAAGGCGAGCUCGACGUGGCGAGAGCGGCAGAGAUGGUGGAUCCGCGGUUGAGCGGGGAAUUCGAGAUAGAGGAGGUCAAGGCCAUGGUCGGGGUAGCGAGAUCGUGUAUGCAGCAGUCGCACACGCUGCGGCCCUCGGCGACGCGCGUCUUGGAGUUUUUCAGGGAGAGGAUCCCGUCGGUGGCGUUGAAGCCGGGCCCAGAGAAGAAGAGUUUGAGAACUUGAUGGUUUAGGACAAAAAGAGUAGGUAGGUGCUUGAUAAGACGUAUCUAGAUGGUUGUUUCUGGUGUAGAGAUUGUAUAAUUUUGUAAUUUUGUUAGUACAAUCAAGUAAUUCCAUUUUUUCUUUUUUUGCUUUUGGACGUUUGUAGUUGAUAGCCAAAGUAGCCGUGUUGGUUGAAACUCGAAAGCCACCAUUUUUUGUACAUGUUGUGGGUCGCUUGUACAUGCCUUCCAUUGGAACCUGAAAAGGCUUCAAGAAGUUGCUACUGAUGUCUUGUGGCUUUCAGCUCAA
Molecule: messenger RNA, 1854 nt
Organism: Syzygium oleosum
Lineage: Eukaryota; Viridiplantae; Streptophyta; Magnoliopsida; Myrtales; Myrtaceae
Product: probable receptor-like protein kinase At1g33260
Exons: 2
Coding region: 151-1566 (471 amino acids)
Biological process (GO): protein phosphorylation
Cellular component (GO): plasma membrane
Molecular function (GO): protein kinase activity; ATP binding
Source: RefSeq, a predicted model, not a curated record